Messenger RNA from Ylistrum balloti, 1488 nucleotides. Its product is annotated as neuronal acetylcholine receptor subunit alpha-9-like. NCBI's taxonomy places the organism in Eukaryota, Metazoa, Mollusca, Bivalvia, Pectinida, Pectinidae. Gene Ontology annotation, molecular function: acetylcholine-gated monoatomic cation-selective channel activity; transmembrane signaling receptor activity. The transcript is spliced from 6 exons. Gene Ontology annotation, biological process: nervous system process; regulation of membrane potential; monoatomic ion transmembrane transport. The coding region runs from base 1 to 1488 and encodes 495 amino acids. The record is from RefSeq and is a predicted model, not a curated record. Gene Ontology annotation, cellular component: synapse; postsynaptic membrane; neuron projection.
AUGCUGUUAUACGUAACCUUGGCUCUGAUUGGUGUAUUUCUAUUGUGUGUUCCGCUCAAGGUGACUUCCGAAUACCAGAUCUGUAUAAACAAGAGCACGCCUGUGAUGACAGAUGAACAACGUUUAUACACUGUUCUGAUGAAAGAUUACGAUCGGAACACCCGUCCUGUUUUCAAUGCCUCUCAUCCAGUCAAUGUCUCCGUCGGUAUUACUCUGACGCAAAUAUUUGACGUAGACGAGAAAAAUCAGGUGAUUACAACAAAUAUUUGGCUUGACCAGGAAUGGAAAGACGAGAAAUUGACGUGGGACCCCGCUCAUUACAAUGGUCUGUCCGUUCUUAGAGUUCCAUGCAAAAGUUUAUGGCUUCCUGACAUCGUCCUCUAUAACAGUGCUGAGGAUUAUACACAAGGUUUCAUGGAAGCUCUAGCCAUGGUUUCGAGUAAUGGUAAUGUUUUCUGGCCACCCAUCGUCAAACUUCGAAGCACAUGCGCAAUAGACAUAACCUACUUCCCUUUCGAUGAUCAAAUAUGCCGAAUGAAAGUUGGAUCAUGGGCAUACGAUGGUUUUCAAGUGGAUGUGUUCAACAGAUCUAAUAGUAUAGAUUUGUCCAAUUUUGUCAGCAAUGGGGAGUGGGAACUCAUCGGAGUUAAGGCCGUUCGGAACGUUGUCAAGUACCAGUGCUGCCCAGAAUCUUUUCCGGAUGUGACGUUUACAUUACACAUCAGCAGGAGGACAUUAUAUUAUACUUACAACGUCAUCAUUCCUUGUGUAAUGUUAUCUGUGCUGACGUUGCUGGGGUUCUGGAUGAGGCCCGACAGUGGGGAGAAGGUGACUUUAGGAUUAACGGUGUUACUGGCUUUUUCUGUGUUUAUGCUAUUGAUUGCUGAGAACAUGCCGGCCACAUCCAGUUUUGUUCCACUCAUCGGAAUUUACUUAACUACAGUAAUGGCACUGACCUCGAUGUCUGUCAUUCUGGCCGUUGUGACGUCAAACAUCAACCAACGCGGUUUCAAAGAAACAGAUCUACCAUCAUUCUUAAAAGGAUUUAUCAUAUUCCUCAGCAAAACAAUGUGCAUGAAACUCGCACAUAUAAAUUACGAAAACCUGGACGAAGUCAAGUUAGAACAGAUUCGAAAUGGCAUGAGGGAUAACUAUGCACGACAUAUGAAAACUACUUUUUCGAACGAUUCUGGCUGUAACUUGAUUGAAUAUGAAAAUGGCGAGCCUCGAGCAUCAGGAAAUGCUAAUGCAAGACUUAAUCCGGGAGAUCGAAAUUGGGAACUCCAGGAGAUUUUAAAUCGUCUUCAAAUUCUUAUUCAAAAAGAGGAAGAGAAAGAAAAAUCAGACACAUUGGCAAAACGUUGGAUGGAAGCGUCGGAAGUGAUAGAUCGGUUUUUGUUUUGGGUUUUUGUCUUUGGAACUGUGAUUUCUUCCGUAUUUCUGUUGAUUAUAUAUCCGACUAUCAAGGAAGUGUCAGUUGACAGCUGA